This is a messenger RNA of Westerdykella ornata, 760 nucleotides long. RefSeq lists its product as uncharacterized. The coding region runs from base 76 to 555 and encodes 159 amino acids. The transcript is spliced from 2 exons. Gene Ontology annotation, biological process: mitochondrion organization. Lineage: Eukaryota; Fungi; Ascomycota; Dothideomycetes; Pleosporales; Sporormiaceae. Gene Ontology annotation, cellular component: nucleus; mitochondrion. The record is from RefSeq and is a predicted model, not a curated record.
GCUCACUGCCAUCCGAAGACUCCGACAAGCCUCUUAACUACCUCAACUACUUCAACUACCGCAAAAACAAUCACAAUGCCUCGUCAACGUGGAGGAGCUGCUCCCCGCCGUCCCACGCCCGCCCCCGCAAAGCCCGCCGCACCUGCUGCACCUCCAGCCAGGCAAGCUUCUACCAUGGCCGCGCCUCCUGCGCAACAACACGCCGCUCCUCCUGCUCAGGCUGCUCCUGCUCCUGUCCAGAGCCAGGGCCCGGGACUCUUUGGCCAGAUGGCUUCGACCGCUGCCGGUGUCGCGGUAGGCUCCUCCAUCGGCCACGCUAUCGGUGGCUUCUUCAGCGGCGGCUCCUCCUCCUCUGAGCCCGCUCAGCAGCAGGCCGCCUCCACCGACUUCGCGCAGCAGCACCAGACCGCCAACUACAACACCCAGAGCGGCGCUUGCCAGGCACAGAUUGGCGACUUCAGGAAGUGCAUGGACGAGAACCAGGGUAGCUUGAACAUUUGCGGAUGGUAUCUGGACCAGCUCAAGGCUUGCCAGGCGGCGGCUAGCCAGUAUUAGAGGGUAUGGAGGGAUGUAGGGGGUUGAAGGGAAGUGAUAGAACAUCUUGUAUACCUAGCAGCAUGGUUGUCUCUUGGUAGCAAGUUUAGACAGCGUAUCUGCAUCUGCAUUUGCAUCUCAACCGGAACGUCGUGGAGUGGUCAUUGUACAAUAUUGAUAGAUCGAAUCAUAGCCACCUCUACUCCAAUGUACCCUCUUCACUUCG